AAUAAAACCAAUAAUUUUCUUAUUUUUAGAGCAAAAUUGAAAUAUUUUCAUAAUUAAUUGACACUAGCUGCAAGGUCAUAAUGAAUGUGAUAGUAGCAGUUAAGCAGUACAUCACAAAGAUGAUAGACGACGCUGGGUCAGGAAUGAAAGUUCUUUUGAUGGAUAAAGAAACUACUGGUAUUGUUAGCAUGGUGUAUGCACAAAGUGAAAUUUUGCAGAAAGAAGUUUUUCUUUUUGAAAGAAUUGACUCACAAGCUCGGGAAACCAUGAAACAUUUAAAGGCAAUAUGCUUCAUAAGACCAACAAAGGAAAAUUUUGAUCAUCUUAAAAGGGAACUAAAAAUCCCAAAAUAUGGAACUUAUUAUAUAUAUUUUAGCAAUGUUGUACCAAAAAGUUAUGUGAAGCAACUUGCAGAAGCUGAUGAUCAAGAAGUAGUACGGGAGGUGCAGGAAUUUUAUGCAGAUUAUUUUGCAGUUAGUCCACACGUGUUUUCCUUUAAUAUAAUUGGCUGUUCCAAGGGUAAAAAUUGGGACUAUGAAAAGCAGGAACGUGUCACUGAAGGCGUCAUUUCAUUGUUGCUAUCGCUUCGAAAAAAACCUAUCAUCAGAUACCAGCAGUCUUCUCAAAUGUGCAAGCGACUAGCUGAAAGUGUAAUGCAAAAGAUGUAUCAAGAAUCGGGAUUGUUUGAGUUUCGCCAUUCAGACAUAUCCCCUUUGUUAUUAAUACUUGACCGAACGGAUGAUCCUGUUACACCACUACUCAAUCAGUGGACAUAUCAAGGUAUGGUGCAUGAGUUGUUGGGUAUAAAAAAUAAUCGAAUCGAUCUAUCAUCUGUUCCAGGUAUUUCCAGAGAGUUAAGGGAAGUAGUGUUGUCAGCGGAACAUGAUGAUGUUUAUAGAGAUAACAUGUACUUAAAUUUUGGAGAGAUCGGUUCGAACAUGAAACAGUUGAUGGAUGAAUUUCAAAAAAGUGCAAAAAGUAAUCAAAAGUUGGAAUCAAUCGCCGAUAUGAAGGCGUUCGUUGAAAAUUAUCCCCAAUUUCGCAAGAUGUCAGGAACAGUUUCAAAACACGUAACAGUGGUCAGUGAAUUAUCACGUCUUGUUAGUGAGCGUUGCUUGCUGGAGAUAUCAGAAUUGGAACAAGAUAUGUCGAGCAGGUCGGAUCAUACAACACACAUUCAAGCUAUUCGAAAGCUGUUAGCCAAUGAAAAAGUCAAAAACAUCGAUGCGGCACGGCUGGUUCUGUUGUAUAUGUUACGUUACGAAAGAAGUUCAAGCAACGAUAUCAAAGGUUUACGUAAUGAUCUUCAGAAAAGAGGAGCGGAUGAAAUGCUGAUCAAACUCGUGUAUAAUAUGGUCGAUUACGCGGGUGCUACUAUACGUGGAAGCGAUAUAUUUGGGCAAAAUAAAAACGCGUUGGCAAUGACGAAGAAGUUCAUCAAAGGACUAAAGGGCGUGGAAAACAUAUACACACAACACAAGCCAUUAUUACACGACAUUCUCGAUAACAUGAUCAAAGGGAAACUACGCGAACAACAAUAUCCCUAUUUAGGAAAAGAGACAUUCCGAGACAAACCUCAAGAUGUCGUCGUUUUUAUUGUUGGUGGUGCUACGUACGAAGAAGCAAUCGCAGUAUACGAUGCCAACCGAAAUAAUCCUGGAGUGCGAAUUAUACUUGGUGGAAGUACAAUACAUAAUACUGAAAGUUUUCUAGAAGAAGUGAGAGAAAGUACAAUGAUUGGUCACAGUCCAUCAGUUUCUUAUUCGUCCGGCUCCCGUGGACACACUCACGGCGUAUUUUAGACAACAAGACCGCCGUAUUAAACGGAAUGAAAACAGGUACUGCUCUAAGUUGUCAUUAAUACUAAAAAUUGUAAAAAUCAUUUGAAGUAAAUAUUAUUUAUUAUCCAGUGAUGGGUCCCAUUGGUAAUUCUUCAUCAUACAAAUUGAGUUUUUCGAUAAAUAUCGAAAGAUCUUGAUAAAAAUCGAUAAAUUGGAAACUCAAGUAUUGACAUUUUUUGAGCUAGUAAAUCUCUGCCAUUCUGUUCAGUUGGUUAGUGUUUUUUAUGUACUGUUAUAAUCUGAAAUACCGUGUCUUGAAAAGAUCGUCAGCGAAAAGUGAAAAAAAUUUUCUGCUGGAUGAUGAAAUUUCUUAACAAGCGAAAUUGUUUUCUAACGAAACUUUAACCGACGAUAAGGUAUAAAAAAAAUUACAGAUUUCAAAAAUUUAAUAAUUAUUCCACAUUUUUUUAAUAGUUUUGUUGUCUGUGUAUUAUUUUAUAAUAAUAAUUUAACGAAAUUUUUAAGCGAAAUAUUUUUAUCCUGGAAAAAGUUUCUCGUUUUACGUUGCUUCUUCCUUUUAGAGAUAAAUUCUUUCGUUAUUGUUAUUUUUAAAAUUGUUUUGUUUUUCUUUUACAUAAAAGUCAUAUUAAAGCAAAAAAUCUCUGCCGAGACAAAAUUUCAAUGUCCCCGAAAUUUUGUUCGCUGAGAAUCUCGCCUAAAAUUAUAUUGGUUGUAACACAUACUUUGUGAUAACCUUUUAUCUUCUUUUUUGCACUUACUAAACCAUUUAUUUUAAUUUCAUUCCAAAUAUUAGUACAUGCAGUCAUUUUUGACGCAUUUCGCAAUUUUUAAUAAAAAAUCCCAACAUUCCGCAAAUUUAUCUAGAAUGUUUAAAGUUUGAAUUCACAAAUACGACUACGCUCCUAGUUUUAGUAAAAUAUAGUAUUUUUUAUAUCGUUUAUGCUUUUAAUGAUGUCAUAAACGGUGCUGACAUCAGCAGUAAAUAAUAAUGGUAAUUUUCCUUUUUGAGCCGAGUUUUCUUUCUUAAUGUAACUCCCCAUAUACAUCUGAUUCACGUAGUGGCCUUACAAAUAUAUAAUGUAAAUUUGAUAGUUACCACCUUCCCCGGAUUAGCAACUUCGAAUCAAGCACUCACCUGAAAGAGCCGUUAUAGACCCUUUUUUUCUUAGAGAACCCUUAAACGCCCAAGGUAAACAAGCGACCAAAGAAAUGUCUCUGUUUUGAGGACAUCUUUCCAGGAAGAGAAAUUUGCUAAACAUAUUUUUGGUCACUUGGAUAGCGAAUCGACCUAUGAAUUAGGGUCUGGACGUCCUUUUUUGCAAAAAGAUAGCUACUUAUCAAUAAAUAAUGCUAGAAGCUUCAGAAAAACCACACAAAUUUGCCUAACAGUAGGUUUUUUUUUUAAUUUUUCCCCUGAAAUUGUCAUUACUGUUUGUAUUUUUCUAUAAAUGGUCGAAAAUGUUAGUACAGUUCAUUUCCUACAAGUUUUAUUUGGUCUGGUAUACAGAGAAACGUCGCCGCAUGUAUAUGGUUAAAUACAUUUAAAAAGCUUUUAUUUGUUGCACCUAUACGAAAUAAGAAAUAUUUAUAUAGUCCGUAAGUUUAUAAUGCAUAUUAUUUAAUUAAAAAAAGAUUAACCUUCCGUUCCGUAACCUAGGUUUCACUCUCCUGAGUCCCAGAAUCCUGGGUACUACUUUAUCCGUAUGCCAUAGAUUUUUCGUAAAUUACCAUCUGAAUCUUAGAUCCUGUAACACUACAAAAGACCCUAGGGUCAAGAAGUACGUUUAGUCCUGAGAUGAUUUGAUAAUACUAGUCGUUAGUCGGUGGAAAAAUCCACGGGUUAGCCCGUUCUUUUUAUACUACAUUGCGUGCGUCUCGAUACUUGCGCAGUUAAGCUACCAUUUUGCGUGACUUUCUGCCGUUUGAACUUUUCGUUUUGCAAAAACUAGUGUAUACAAUGUGGCACAAGGCUGUGAGAAACCCAUGACUUGCAAGAUGUUGCUAGAAUGACAAUUUUUUGUUUUAUAUUGUAUUUCAGUACUUAUUCUGUAAAAAUCAAAAUCAAGUACUGUUGUUGGUAGCUAGCUUGCAGGGAACUUUAAUGCAUUCUGUGGUGGCAGAUUUUAUUAAUGCUUUUAAAAAAUUGCUUUGGCAAAAACUAAAGUCAAGAUUUGUGGAAUAUGGUAGGUCUAGCGCUGAUUGCAGAACUUACAAAUCUAGAGUAAAACCACAGCAACGUUAUAAUACGAAAAAAAACGUCUGCUGGUGGAAGUAGUAGGUAGACAAAAAAGAACCAGAAAAAGAUGAGAAUAUAGAAACAUUUUUGUAUAUUUAAUGCAGUUUGAUUUUACAUAUUUGUAUACAUAUUUUCACUUUUUUAAGAUGAAAACUAUUAGUCUAAUUCGAACAUUUCGCUAAUUCGAACAAUUUUUUAGUCCCAAGGCUGCCUCAUGGUCGUUUAUUAGAAAUUUUGUGCAUCGACAAAUAAAAUCUUACGGAAAAAUGUUCAGACGGAGUUCUGAAAAUUUGAGGAUAUAAACCUACUAGAAAUGGAAAUAAUGGUACUUCAAUAUCUUGAAUUUAUUGGGUUUUUUUUCCAACCGCCAUAUUUGACGGUCUUGUUAAUCUCUUAUUCUCGUCUGAUAAGCGGGCCGUCGCAAAAUGUUUGAGAUGGAGUUUGAUAAAAUUGCCAUUAUGGUCGGCUCCGUUCACGCUGUUCUUUUUAACUUAUUUUUCUUUGUAACACAUGGCAUCAAAAAGUGAAAAGAAAUUUCGGUUCUGUUUAAAAAAGUGGCCGAACUUAAAAACAUUCGUAUCACUUUCUCCACUUAGAUUUAAUUUUUUUCUAUUUUAUUCGCCAUUGUUUUUGGAGACCAGACAAAACAAAACCGAAAGAAGAAAUCACAGCAUUGCCUCGUGGUUAUUAAUUAUGAUAAUUAAUGCUUAUCACGCUCUUUCUUUUUUAUUAGCAUGACCAGUAUUAAUGCAUAUUAUAAGCCAAAAAACCCAACGGGGAGAAUGCUCAUUGUGAUAGUUGAAGAUAGUUGAAGCACUAUGGAGAUAAUUAAAUUCAGAGCGUGAAAGGAGAAAUUCUAAAAGUUUAGGUAUUCUAAUUGUGUAGAUUUGAUACUGUCUCUAUAAGGAAACGACUAACUGUUUGAACAAAGGAAAAUAAUCAAAAAGUUAGACAGCUGGCGAGGCGAAGCUGUCUUCAGAAACAACAACAAGAAGUGGUCAGUGUUGCAAAGAAGUCUGAUUUCAGUUAUGGAAACGUUGUCACCAAGUCGGAUACCGGCAAAAUAGUUACUAUGAUUUACGCCAUACCUGGGAUUGCAUUAACUGCUGGAACAUAUAUACCAGCAGCCCGUGGAUUGAUAGCUCUGACAAGGUCUUUUCUAAUUGUAAUUGAGAUCGGUUGGUUAAAAAGAAAAUGUAUCAAACAUUUUCCCAUAAAAGUCUUUGCUUUCCAAACUUGCCUUAGCAUGUUAUCGUUAACUGUGUGUGGUUUACUGUCCACCUUAAAAGAAUUGGAGGACUACUCACUAUUAAACGGAAUUUAUUUGGCAUUCGUUUCUUUAACAACAAUUGGCUUUGGCGAUUAUUAUUACAAAUAUGAUAAAUAUAUGCAUCAACCUUGGUUGCUUUUGCCGUCAACAUUUAUGUUUUCUGUUGGACUUUCUACAUUUGCUUCGGUUAUUUCAAGUAUCAGUGAUGUUUUAGGAAAAUAUGCUCCUCAAGAGAAGAAAAAAGGAAAAAACACUGUUACUAUAGAGGUUGCUAACGGUUAAAAGACUUAUUUUAACGUGUAUUGGUUAUUUCUCUAACAUUAUUUAUUUACCCUCAA
This is a messenger RNA of Hydractinia symbiolongicarpus, 5646 nucleotides long. Its product is annotated as vacuolar protein sorting-associated protein 45-like. The coding region runs from base 81 to 1802 and encodes 573 amino acids. NCBI's taxonomy places the organism in Eukaryota, Metazoa, Cnidaria, Hydrozoa, Anthoathecata, Hydractiniidae. Gene Ontology annotation, cellular component: Golgi membrane. The record is from RefSeq and is a predicted model, not a curated record. The transcript has 16 exons. Gene Ontology annotation, biological process: vesicle-mediated transport; intracellular protein transport.